UCGAACGUGGAAGCGGUGCAGGUCCGUGCAGGUCCGGAGGCAUCAGAUACUCGUCAUGGCCGACGUCGCCGCAGCAGCCGCCACCCCGGUGAAGAAGGGCCGCAAGCCCAAGGAGGGAGGCGCCAAGAAGAAGGCGGCCAAGUCUUCUCGUCCUCCCACCCUGACGCUAAUCACCAAAGCCAUCAACGCCGAGAAGGAUCCGAAGGGGACAUCGGUGAUGGCCAUCAAGAAGUACAUCUUGGCCAACCAUAAGGUGAAGUCGUCCGUCAUGCUGAACCACAUGCUGCGGCGUGCCUUCGAAGCGGGCCUGAAAGCCGGCAAGUUUAGCCGCCCGAAGGGUCAGGGCGAGUCACACCUGCUCGCCGGCCGCUACCGCCUCGCCACGAAGGAGAAGAAGUCCGCGGCCGCUGUCAAGCCCAAGAAGCCCAAGUCGCCCAAGAAGGCGGCUGUCAAGAAGCCCAAGGCCAAGACGCCUAAGAAGAAGCCCGCGGCAGCAAAGAAGGCCAAGUCGCCGAAGAAGGUAAAGAAGUCGCCCAAGAAGCCGGCCGCCAAGAAGACGGCGGCGAAGAAGAAGACCCCCAAGAAGGCGGCAAAGAAGGCAUAGGCAGUGCCAGCGCGGCAGCCUGAGGCUGAGUGUACAAACUGCACUGUACUUUAUCAUCGUCGCUCCGUGGCGUUGGCGUAUUUUAAUGCUUUACCGGCGGGCGGCGCGCACGAGUGCCCCGGCAGGGAUCUCACAUGUUGUUGAUACUCGGAGCAGAGUAUAUAUGCAUCAACGCUGGACCUAGUUUUAGGGUCGUCGCAUUGAACAAAUACACGUAUAAGCCAAUGUG
Pollicipes pollicipes is the source of this 833-nucleotide messenger RNA. Its product is annotated as sperm-specific protein PHI-2B/PHI-3. The transcript has a single exon. Gene Ontology annotation, cellular component: nucleosome. Lineage: Eukaryota; Metazoa; Arthropoda; Thecostraca; Pollicipedomorpha; Pollicipedidae. Gene Ontology annotation, molecular function: DNA binding; structural constituent of chromatin. Gene Ontology annotation, biological process: nucleosome assembly. The coding region runs from base 56 to 604 and encodes 182 amino acids. The record is from RefSeq and is a predicted model, not a curated record.